UAAUCCAGCCCGCGCCCUCGGCAGUCUCCAGAGUCCAUCAGAUGGCUCGACUUCACUUUAGUUCUGUUGUCUGUACAAACAUCCAGCGUUAGAAAAAAAAAUAUCCUGGGGGCAGGGCGGAGGACGUUAAUGUGUAACUCGACCUUCACCACUUUCUCACAUAGUCCUCCUCUUUCUGUAAAAUCACCUCGGGAGUCAGACGCAGUCUGCCGUAGUAAUCUCAAAAACCGCACAAAAUGUUCCUGUAUAUUCUGGGACUGGCUGCUCUUUGGUUUGUGUAUCGCUGGUACAAAGAAAUCCAGAGAGUGCCCAACAAGCAAGAUAAAUAUGUCUUCAUCACGGGCUGUGACACUGGCUUUGGUAAUGUCUUGGCAAGACACUUGGACAAGUUGGGCUUCCAUGUGAUUGCAGGCUGCUACACUGAGAAAGGAGAGGAUGAGCUCAAAAAGCUCUCCGACAGCAUAAAAACACUUCACGUGGAUGUCGCUGACUCUGCAAGUGUCAAAAAAGCAGCAGCUCUCAUUAAGACUUUGGUCGGACACAAAGGGCUUUGGGCUGUCGUAAACAACGCCGGAGUUUCUUUACCGUCUGCUCCCAAUGACUGGCUCACCAUAGAUGACUACAAGAUCAUGCUCAAUGUCAACCUGUGCGGGGUCAUUGAUGUAACACUGGGUGUCCUCCCAUUAAUCAAGAAGGCCAGAGGCAGGGUGGUGAAUGUUGCCAGUGUUUUUGGGAGAAUCUCCCCAUUUGGAGGACCAUAUUGUGUGUCCAAGUAUGGAGUGGAGGCGUUCAAUGAUACUCUGAGGUUAAACAUGGCACAAUUUGGUGUCAAGGUGUUAUGCAUUGAACCAGGGUUCUUUAAAACAAAUGUGACUAACACAAAGCUGAUUAAAGAUGACCUGAGCAAGAUCUGGGACAGAUUACCUCAGGAUGUGAAGGAUGACUAUGGGCCUGGUUUUCUGGAGAGGGCAUUCAGCAAACUAGAUGGAAGGUUUAACCAAUUGCUGGAUGGGGACCUGAUGAAGGUGGUCAGCUGUAUGGAACAUGCCAUUUCCGCUGUUCAUCCUCGCACUCGGUAUUCUGUUGGAUGGGAUGCAAAGUUCUUGUGGUUGCCUCUGUCGUACCUGCCAUCCUGCAUUACAGAUUAUUUUUUCCUCAAAGAUGCUCCAGAGAUAAAUGUGUCUGUACCAUAGUCAAUUCAACGUGACUGUAAUCACACGAACACAUCAAGAGCAUUAUGACCAUGUAAUCUGAGCUCUGGGUGUUAUGUCACUGUGCUAUACAAUACUAAUAAGUAAUUGCAUUAAGAUGUUCAGUAUGUGGAUGCU
Messenger RNA from Thalassophryne amazonica, 1328 nucleotides. RefSeq names its product retinol dehydrogenase 7-like. The coding region runs from base 237 to 1193 and encodes 318 amino acids. Gene Ontology annotation, molecular function: oxidoreductase activity. The transcript is spliced from 5 exons. The record is from RefSeq and is a predicted model, not a curated record. Lineage: Eukaryota; Metazoa; Chordata; Actinopteri; Batrachoidiformes; Batrachoididae.